Messenger RNA from Lates calcarifer (barramundi perch), 1136 nucleotides. RefSeq names its product nuclear receptor subfamily 0 group B member 2-like. Bases 265 to 1050 code for a protein of 261 amino acids. Gene Ontology annotation, cellular component: nucleus; cytoplasm. Lineage: Eukaryota; Metazoa; Chordata; Actinopteri; Centropomidae. The transcript has 2 exons. The record is from RefSeq and is a predicted model, not a curated record. Gene Ontology annotation, biological process: negative regulation of transcription by RNA polymerase II; circadian rhythm. Gene Ontology annotation, molecular function: transcription factor binding; transcription corepressor activity.
UUUCCCUUCCCUGUGCAGCUGCUGAGUUUAACUAGUCUUAUCGCCUCCACGUGGAGGGAACCUAGAUCCCACUGCAUGGGAAGUCCAUGGUCACUGUUUUUUUCCUUUUUAAAGGGCUUAAAAAGGAGGGUCAAGGCUGAGUUAGUCGUGAGCAGGUGACAUCCUGGUUAAAUAGGGACUGAGCUUGAGCACUGAAUGAGGCUGCUGAUGUUUUCCAGAGCUUUUCUUUUCUAAAGCCCUUUUAAUGGUGUGUCCUUCUUCAGUAUGUUUUCUUUUGAAGAGAAGAUGACAAACAGCCCCUGCUCUGGUUACCGGGACCAGCAUCCUCAGACUAUCCUUUACAACAUCUUGAGUUGGAGGGACAACAACUACCUCAACAACAAACUGAUCUCUAAUUCCUUAGCACACAACUGCCACUGUGAGCAGAGGAGGAGAGUUUGCCUGAAGGACCCAAAGGCCACCUGCCAAGAUGCCUCCAGUGUGCUGGUAAAAACCAUCUGCUUCAUGAGAAGUUUACCAUCCUUCAGCCAGCUUCCACUGGGAGAUCAGUCAUCACUGUUACGACACUGCUGGGUUCCUUUAUUUGUUCUGGGGCUUGCACAAGACAGGAUAGUGUUUGAAGUGACUGAUGUACCAUAUUCAAGUAUCCUUAGACAGAUUUUGCUCAGACCAGGACUUUCUGAAAGUCAGGCUGACCAACCAACUCUUACUGGAGUCCAUAGACUGAGAACCUGCUUGCAUCAGUUGUGGAAUCUGGAUCUCAGUCCAAAGGAAUAUGCUUACCUGAAGGGUGCCAUGUUGUUCAACCCAGUUGUUCAAGGAUUGAGUGCCAUGUUGUUCAUUGAGGGCCUCCAACAGGAGGCUCAGAGAGCUCUUCAAGAAGUCAUCCACCUCCUGCACCCAGAGGACGCUGGUCGCUUCAGACACAUCCUUCUAGCAGCCUCAGCCAUUCAGAAUGUCAGCCACGGCUUAGUCACAGAGCUCUUCUUCAAGCCACUUAUUGGCAACACCAACAUGGUCCAUUUAUUGACAGAAAUGUUAUUUGUCUGAUAAGACUACAGAAAAAACACUUCUAUAGAUGAGUACUGUAAUGCUGAAUUUUAGUUUAGUGAAACAUGCAUAAAAUAAAAUAAAUA